AUGGACGUCCCGAAUGUCACCUGUCGUGAAUAUCAGUUGCUCGAUAUCACUGACGAUGACUUCUCAUCCCUCAUAUCUAGUGACGGCACCACCAAAGACGAUGUCAAGAUAUCCGAGGGUGAAGUCGGUGAAAAGAUCGAGAAGCUGUUCCGCACUGAAGAAAAUGACACCAACAUCAUUGUCUUGACUGCCAUGGGUCAGGAGUGUGCCAUGGAUGCAAAGGAAGCCCCCAAACGAACAUCUUCACGACGAUAG
This is a messenger RNA of Rhinocladiella mackenziei CBS 650.93, 255 nucleotides long. RefSeq lists its product as uncharacterized. The record is from RefSeq and is a predicted model, not a curated record. Gene Ontology annotation, molecular function: translation elongation factor activity; ribosome binding; RNA binding. Gene Ontology annotation, biological process: positive regulation of translational termination; positive regulation of translational elongation. Bases 1 to 255 code for a protein of 84 amino acids. NCBI's taxonomy places the organism in Eukaryota, Fungi, Ascomycota, Eurotiomycetes, Chaetothyriales, Herpotrichiellaceae. The transcript has 3 exons.